GGUGCCAUUCGCCGAUGAGGAAAAUUGGAGAGACCUGCUCACUGUCCGUCAGUCACCACCUCUUGUCGCUCUUCCUCUUUUGUACUACGAAGUAAAAAGUGAAACGCAACCAAAAAGGAAGCCGGAUACGCAACAACAAAAAGACCCUACACACAACACUGGUGGCUAUACUUACAGUUGAUUCCUAUUGCUGUCAAUUGAGCUGAUACACUAGUCAACUUGACAAUCCAGACAGAAAGAAGCAUAGAUCGAAGGCGCCAGUGCGCCAUUCCAGCUGCGCUCUGGCAACAGGUUACGUGUCUCGCCACUCAUUGGACGACGUUCCGUCUCGACAGCUCGUCGACUGCGGUUAACAGCCGAUAACCAUCUAGCGCGGAAUACUUUUUCGACAAUGUCAAUGCAAAUUAGUGGGCGGAUACUCACUUUCACGGUACUGGUGCUCAUUCCUACUGUACUACAACUCUACGGCAGCUGGCGCACCAUUCACCAACUACAACAAACCCUUUGCCUCGAUCCGGAAGAAUUUGGUUGUGGUGGUGCAAUCCGUGAGAUUGCCACCGCAAUCGAUAGUCAAGCAGAAUUGGAUGUUUCAACGAAAGAACACACCGAUCUCUACGGUUUUGCUGUGCCGACAAAGGAGGAGUCGACGUCGUCCGCAGGCGCCCACAUUACCUCGCCUCGGCAGUGGCCGACGUCGGAAUCCGUCAACGUGAACACCAACCGCACAAUAUCUCGGCCUAUCUCCGGCAGCCCACCUACUCUUUUCUGGCAUGUAGGACCCCACAAAACGUCCACUACCGCCAUUCAGAGUUUUCUGGCAGCCCACAAAAAAGUAUUGCUGGAGAAAGACAACAUCGUAUUCCCUUGGAUGCUGCCCGGUCAUUUCCGAGGCACCAAAAACACAGCCAAUCUCGCGUUUUGUUUGUCAGGACGAAAGGGACCAUGGGAAAUGAAUUGUCAGCGAGUGCUACAGUCCUUUCAACACUUUGUCGCAAGUGCACUGGCAAAUUCGAAGAAUAUCGUACUUUCAGCGGAGGAGUUUGCUUUUUGCCACGAACCGCAAAUUCGGCAGUUUGUUCAAGACUACUUUGCCGACUGGGAGAUUCAAGUAAUUGUUUUCCAUCGGCGAUUUGACGAGUGGCUAACCAGUUUGCAUUUUGAAAUGAAUCGCGACUUACCAUUUCGUGAACGUUCAAACCUUGUUGACUUUUUGGAAAACCCAGGCACCUUAGCAAGCUUCGAAUUUCACUACAGCCACAAAGUUCGUGAACGGUACCAAUCGGUCACAGAUCACGAUGUGACGAUUGUUAACUUUCACACUGCGAAAGAGGGCCGGAGUCUGGUAGAACAAUUUACUUGUGACGGAUUGCAAGGAAUGGCACCGCACACAUGUCGGGCUGCUCAAAGGUUUGUCUCCCGCAAAAUUAAUGGGGCCCAUUCUUUGGACUCCGGCUUUCUGUUGGCUGAAGCGUUGGAGCAGAACAUGGUGCCCUUGCUUGAUUUCGCCAACCGGACACUCUCGAGUGACGCAGAGACGUCAUUGCUGGCAAGGAUCGAUCGCAAGCUUGAAACGAGUACAGAUCUCCCGGUUCGCUGUUUGUCAGAGACGACGCAAGACCACGUCUGGAAUCGGACCAAAGAGUGGUUCCCGUUUGACCUAGAAAGGUCAAAGUCGUUAUCAAAAGCCGAAAAUGUGUCUCGGUCGAGAACAUGCUGCUUGGAUGUUUCGCGAGUAUGCGCACUUGACGACUGGAAGGCGUUUUUCCGAGGACUGCCUGUGAGUAGGAAAAGUGAGCAAAUCCAGUAGUCUAUGUUACAAAUUAUCCCUAAUAAUCAGGAGACUUUUUCUUGC
This is a messenger RNA of Phaeodactylum tricornutum CCAP 1055/1, 1852 nucleotides long. RefSeq lists its product with no specific name. Lineage: Eukaryota; Bacillariophyta; Bacillariophyceae; Surirellales; Neidiaceae. The transcript has a single exon. Bases 392 to 1807 code for a protein of 471 amino acids. The record is from RefSeq and is a predicted model, not a curated record.